AAAAAUGGUUCGACCGGAAGACUUCAAUUCAUUGGAGCUUGAUAACUCACUUACCGAUGGAGAAACCGUCCACGAGAUGAUGGCUCACAAGGCUGGACUGACAUACAAUGACUUCAACAUUCUUCCUGGAUUUAUCAAUUUCGGAGUGCACGACGUCAGCUUGGAGACCAACAUCACGAAAGAUCUUAAAAUUAAAGCACCACUUGUUUCAUCUCCAAUGGACACUGUAACUGAAAGUGGAAUGGCUAUCGUUAUGGCGCUUUACGGUGGAAUUGGUAUUAUUCACGGAAAUUUCCCAAAGCCGGAAGAUCAAGCCGCUGAAGUUCUCAAAGUGAAAAGAUUCAAGCAAGGAUACGUGAUGCAACCACAUUGUCUCAGUCGUGACUCGACUGCGUUUGAUAUGAUUCAAAUUAAAAAGAAGUAUGGUUAUACUGGAGCACCGGUUACUGAAGAUGGACGAGUUGGUAGCAAACUCAUUGGAAUGGUUACAUCUCGCGAUUUUGACUUUAUUACAAUGGACGUAGCCGGUCAAAAAGGUACCCCAAUUUCCGAUACGAACGAUGUGACGCCGACCACUCCGAUCACAAGGAUCAUGGUCUCUGUUGAUCAACUUCAUUUGGGACACAUCAAUGACGCUCCAGAACUUUCACAGAAGAAACUCAAGGAGCACAGACUUGGAAAGUUGCCAAUUGUCAAUGACAAUGGUGAACUGUGCGCUUUGCUGUGCAGAUCUGAUUUGUUGAAGGCUCGUGACUAUCCAAUGGCUUCAUACGACUCUAAGGGGCAAUUGCUCUGCGGAGCUGCAGUUAACACUCGCGGAGAAUCUCAAUACACAGUUGAUCGUGUCGUUGAAGCUGGUGUUGAUGUUCUUAUCAUUGAUUCAUCAAAUGGAUCAUCCACAUACCAAAUUUCGAUGCUCAGAUACAUCAAGGAGAAACAUCCACAUGUUCAAGUUAUCGCUGGAAACGUUGUUACACGAGCUCAAGCUAAGCUUCUCAUUGAUCAAGGAGCUGAUGGUCUUCGUAUUGGAAUGGGAAGUGGAUCGAUUUGUAUCACACAAGAUGUUAUGGCUGUUGGACGUGCUCAAGGAACUGCUGUCUAUGAUGUUGCUCGUUACGCCAAUCAACGUGGUAUUCCAAUUGUUGCAGAUGGUGGAAUUCGUGAUGUUGGAUACAUUACAAAAGCCAUCUCACUUGGAGCAUCAGCUGUUAUGAUGGGCGGUCUUCUUGCUGCUACCACUGAAGCGCCAGGAGAAUAUUUCUGGGGACCGGGAGGUGUUCGUGUGAAGAAAUACAGAGGAAUGGGUUCACUGGAUGCCAUGGAAGCUCAUGCUUCAAGUCAAGAUCGUUAUUUCACUGCUGAAUCUGAUCAGAUUAAAGUGGCUCAAGGAGUUUCCGCCACCAUGAAAGAUCGUGGAUCAUGUCAUAAAUUCAUCCCAUACCUCAUUCGUGGUGUUCAACAUGGAAUGCAAGACAUUGGUGUUCGCUCUCUCCGUGAUUUCCGUGAGAAAGUCGACAAUGGAAUCGUGAAAUUUGAGAGACGUUCGACAAACGCUCAACUGGAGGGAGGCGUUCAUUCGUUGCACUCGUUCGAAAAGCGUCUCUACUAAUCACUGACGUCACGGAAACUUGUUAAUUUUUGAUUGUUGAAUUCAUUUUUUUUUCUUUCAUCCAGAUCAAACCUCAAACCCCACCCAGCAUUCUGACACCAAACACGGUGCCCCGUUGAUCUAAAUUUGUUUGCAUUUAUUUUUUCUUUUAUCAUUUGUGUGCCCCCGUUGUUUCAUCAAUAUUGCCGUUAAUCUUUGUGAGCAUUUUUUGUAGUAAUUCAAUAAAGUACUGUUGUU
This is a messenger RNA of Caenorhabditis elegans, 1846 nucleotides long. RefSeq names its product Inosine-5'-monophosphate dehydrogenase (gene T22D1.3). Gene Ontology annotation, biological process: GMP biosynthetic process; purine nucleotide biosynthetic process. The transcript is spliced from 9 exons. Lineage: Eukaryota; Metazoa; Nematoda; Chromadorea; Rhabditida; Rhabditidae. Gene Ontology annotation, molecular function: oxidoreductase activity; metal ion binding; nucleotide binding. Bases 5 to 1609 code for a protein of 534 amino acids. Gene Ontology annotation, cellular component: cytoplasm. The record is from RefSeq and is marked reviewed.